Messenger RNA from Leishmania mexicana MHOM/GT/2001/U1103, 2289 nucleotides. RefSeq lists its product as hypothetical. The transcript has a single exon. NCBI's taxonomy places the organism in Eukaryota, Euglenozoa, Kinetoplastea, Trypanosomatida, Trypanosomatidae. Gene Ontology annotation, molecular function: methyltransferase activity. Gene Ontology annotation, biological process: RNA methylation. Bases 1 to 2289 code for a protein of 762 amino acids. The record is from RefSeq and is a predicted model, not a curated record.
AUGCCGGCACCAAAGAACAAGCUCAAGUCGUUCGGAAAGAACCGACGCGAGAUACGUUCGGCGACGACUACGUACGACGACAAUGGCAACUGGGUAGGUACGCCACACCAAGACAAGAUGCGGCUUGUUGCGAACAAGUUGUUUGACAACUACUACAACACGUUGCAGCAGCUAGGCCGCGUGGUGGCUCGCACCGUUUAUCCGACUUCAACUGAUGCCUGCGUCUCGGCUGCUUCCUCUUCAUGCGCCGCUGCACAGGACGUGUCCGCCGAUGUUGCGGCAUCGCUGUGGAUGAGGGAGAUGGAGCUCUUUCGCACGCCGCUGCUCACGACUUGUUGGAUUAACGACACUGAUCCCCUCGCGGCUCACGUGCGAGCCUACAUGGAGUCUCUCGACUCGUCACUCUUGGAGCCGAUCUCGUGGUAUCCGAUCGCUGGCAUGGGCUGGCGCAUCCUCGCCGACAAGGCCGGGUUCCGCAAGCGUCCCGAAAUGCAGCCGCUGCGGCAGUACUUGAUCAAGCAGACCGCCCUCGGCACCAUCAGCCGACAGGAAGAGGUCUCGAUGAUUCCACCGUUCCUGCUCGACAUUCAGCCGAACGACGUCUGCCUGGACAUGUGCGCCUCUCCCGGCUCCAAGACGGCUCAGAUGCUGGUGGCACUAGGCCGCCACAAGGUCGUGCCCUUCGACUCUGACGCGUCGCCGUUCCCCUUCGAGUACGACAGCGAUGGCCUUGUGAUCGCCAACGAGCUGGACGCUAAGCGGGCCAACAUGCUGGUGCACCAGGUGAAGCGGCUUCGCCUGCUCUUUCCCUUUACCCUCUUUACAAACCACGACGCACGAUAUUUUCCCGAAAUGUCACUGCAGCCGCAGCCCGUUGACGCAGAGAAGGCGGCGGCCGGUGCUGAGGUACUUCGCUUUGACAAAAUCCUGUGCGAUGUCGUGUGCUCCGGCGACGGCACGCUGCGUAAGGCGCCGCACAUUUUCAAGCUCUGGUCCCCCAAGGAGGCCAUCAACCUGCAGAAACUACAGAUUGAGAUUGCGCUGCGGGCGUGCCACCUCCUCCGCGUAGGCGGCCGCCUUGUCUACAGCACUUGCUCGCUGAACCCGGUCGAGAACGAGGCGGUGGUGGCGCAGAUCGUUCACCGCACCCGUGGCGCCAUGCGCCUCGUGGACGCCAGAGCACUGCUGCCGAAGCUCGUGUGCGCUCCUGGCAUGACAAAGUGGACGGUCACAGACGCCAAGGGACGCGUGUUUCCAGCCCCGGAGGGCAACAUGCACGAGGCGCUGUUUCCGCCCCACACCCCAGGCGGGUACAGCUCCGCCGCCGUCGAUGCGCUGGAUUUGUCGCUGUGCAUGCGUCUCUUCCCCACCCACUGCAAGGGUGGCGGUUUCUUCGUGGCUGUACUCGACAAGGUGAGCGAGUUCCGGCUAAAGAAGCUAGAAGAGCUCAAGGCGGAGGAGAAAGACGCCUCAACAGAGAACGCGGUGGAGGCAGCCACGGAGCGGCAGACCAUCAUCGGCACUACGGUUCCUCCAAAGCGCGAAAAGAAGGAAACGCAUACCGUCAGUGCCGGCGGCGCGGAGGAGACAGCGGACGCCGGUGUCGAAGCGCUGGAAGCGGAGUUGACCACGGCACAUGAGCUGGCUAAGCCUAAGUCUCUGCCGCCGCAGUUUGUUGGCGCGCCGGCGGAGAUCCAGCGCGCCAUCAUCGACUUUUACGAGAUUCCGCAGUUUCCCAUGCAACUUCUGUUUGUUCGCACCGCUCAGGGAGAGCGCGAGCUGCGGUUGACCCCUGGCUCGGUGUGCAGCAUUGUCUCUCGCAUGGCUGCGCAGGUGCUGGAGCACAAGACGGACAACGUCCUCAUCGUCUCAGCCGGGCUGCGCGUGAUUGCGUUUGAGUGUUUGGACAAGGGAUGGCGCAUCGUGAGCGAGUCUGCGGUCCUCUUCGCAAAGCUGAUGCGCCGGUCUUCGCGCCUCGUGCGCGUCCCCGUCUCUCUCAUUCAGGACAUGGUUGUGAAUGGCGGGAGGCUAAAGGAAAAGCUGCUCGAGAGCGUCAAGGACACACAACUGCGCAGCAGACUCGAGUGCCUUCCAAUCGGCGCCUUUCUGCUGGAGAUCGAGGCGCCAAAGGCGCUCGGUGGCGUGUUCUACUCGACCGCCCUGCGCGCUCGCUCGCGCAUUCAGCUCCUCGUGGAUCACGAGGACCUGGAGGGCGUGCAGCUGCGUCUCGGCGAAGACCCGGUAAAGCCCGCGGAGAUUCCAGAAGCGGAAAAGGAAGACGACGCGUGA